UCAUAUGCAUUCUGAUGACGUCAGUCACAUGACCACGUGGAAGUGAAUAUGGUUUAUGAAUCCUGUCAGAGGCCGAAACCAGCAUCUUUUACUCACUGGACACCUUUUACGUUGAGUUCACACUCAGUGAGAUUAACUGUCGCGGUUCGCAAACAUGUCGUGGGUGAAAUCAGUGGCGUCUAGUGAGGAUGUUUUUGACGAGGAUGUAGAUGAUAUAAGUCUGCAGAACAAAGAAUGGAAAUACAACAUGGAAAAACGCGCAAAGGAUGGUUUCAGAGAUGGCAUUCAUGCAGGGAAAGAAGCGUCACUACAGGCUGGUUUCAACAUGGGAUACAUAGAAGGAGCCACUAAAAUGACAGUCAUCGGUCAGCUCAAAGGAAUCAUGAGUGCCGUGCAAUGCUGGUGUCAGGCUCAGCUGCCCGGAAGCCCAGCUUUAGCGUCUGUUACCGAUCUGCUCCAGAGAUUGGAGGCGCAUGAGGACGGGCUGGUGGAGGCCAUGAGAAAAGCCCAACAGAAGCCUCUACCUAGUGUGACCGAAAUGGUGGAUGACUUGGAGGACCUAAAUGUGGAGCAAAGGAACCAGGGUGGAGAAUCUAGAUGCUCAAAAAAUGGGGACUGUUGUGGGAGAGAUGGAACGAACAAUGAUUGCUGUGGUAAUGCCAGAGGCGUGAGUGAAGAUUCAACAAGGAUUCUUUCCCAUGGUUCUUUCCCCACAACGCAGAGUUUCAAACAGUUGCUGCAGUGCUGCUUGGACCUAGUAACAGAACUGGGGCUUCCUGAAGAACUAAAACUUCACAUUCAGCAGCUCAUAGACACUUGAAGUGGAUCCAGGGUUGUUUGUGGUGAACACUGCAGCAGACCGUCUGAAUAACAUCCUGUGUGGGCAGGAAACAACAAGCAAAUUCUUGGAAAUAAAAUAGCCUGUGUAUUAGUUGACUCAAAUUGAUAGUGUACUUCAGGGAGUUGUUUUUAUUUAAGUGAUGUGAUUCUGUUGAACUGCAUUUUUGCUGGAUUAGUAGCACAACAACACUACAUUUAUUACCGUUGGCUUCUAUUAAUGAUUUAACAUAAAGUGCACCUGUGCCAGUUAUUGAAUCCAAAUACACCCGUUUCUUUUAAAACAAAGAUUCAGUCUUUGCUUUGUACCUCCAUCCAUUUAUUUGUGUUAUCAAACUUUAUUUCAAUGCAUAAUAUGGCUAACACAUUUUAUAAUUGAAUAUAUUAACUUUGUAUGUUGAAAUGUGUGAUUCUGAUUACCACUGUAAAUUCUGAGCUGUAACCUAAUUGAGUUGCACAUUUACCACCAAAUAAAAGCUAUUUAUUUAA
Molecule: messenger RNA, 1326 nt
Organism: Ctenopharyngodon idella (grass carp)
Lineage: Eukaryota; Metazoa; Chordata; Actinopteri; Cypriniformes; Xenocyprididae
Gene: otulina
Product: OTU deubiquitinase with linear linkage specificity a
Exons: 3
Coding region: 155-820 (221 amino acids)
Source: RefSeq, a predicted model, not a curated record